AUGGGUGCUGGGUCCAGGCCACCAAAGGAACUAAUCCGGGUUUUGCUGAACAACUCGGUCAUCAAACUGGACGACAUCUGCCGGGAGAUGCCACGCCUCAACUGGCUGGAUUUAGAAGGAAAUCUCAUCGAAACCAUCGAUAAUGCCUCGUUCCAGGCCUGCCACAUGCUGACAGUUCUGGUCCUUCAGAGGAACUGCAUCAGCCACAUCCACGACCAGGCCUUCUCUGUGAUGCAGAAACUUGGCGAGCUGGAUUUAUCCAACAACAAGCUGAUGUCCAUCCCUCCCAAUCUCUUUAUUCUACUGGGAGACCUGCUCCAACUAAACAUCUCAUACAAUCCGAUUCUAGAGCUGAAGGACGACCAUUUCGACAAACUGCACAGACUCAAGUCACUGAGCAUUGAAGGGAUUGAAAUCGACAACAUCCAGCAGCGGAUGUUCCAGCCCCUCAAGUACCUAACCCACAUAUACUUUAAGAAGUUCCAGUACUGCGGCUACGCUCCUCACGUCCGCAGCUGUAAGCCCAACACUGACGGCAUCUCUUCGUUUGAGGAUCUUCUCGCCAACAUCGUCCUGCGGGUCUUCGUCUGGGUAGUGUCUGCGACCACCUGCUUCGGGAACAUCUUUGUGAUCUGCAUGAGGUCCUACAUCCGCUCCGAGAACAAGCUCCAUGCAAUGUGCAUCAUCUCGCUCUGCUGUAAGUGGCCUCAGUACUGCCGUAAAUUGUCAGCUGUUUUACCGCUGAGGACGCAACAGCCAGGCCAACGCAUUGAGGCCUUCAACCAGAGAUAA
Messenger RNA from Knipowitschia caucasica, 792 nucleotides. NCBI's taxonomy places the organism in Eukaryota, Metazoa, Chordata, Actinopteri, Gobiiformes, Gobiidae. The record is from the annotation of a GenBank genome assembly.